AACUUUAACAAUGACGCUACAAGAAGAAAUCCAAAAUUUAAGUACACUUUUUGCAGAAACUGUUCAAAAAAUUUCUGCACUUGAAGCUAAAUAUAAAAACCCUUCUGGACUUCUAAUAAUUUCUAAACCAAAAUUAAAAAAAGAAUAUUCGAAAUAUUUUGGUGAAAAUAACUGGGCCUAUUACGAAGCUAUAAAGCAAGUUAUGCAAGAUAGAA
Dentiscutata erythropus is the source of this 215-nucleotide messenger RNA. NCBI's taxonomy places the organism in Eukaryota, Fungi, Glomeromycota, Glomeromycetes, Diversisporales, Gigasporaceae. The record is from the annotation of a GenBank genome assembly.